Messenger RNA from Sinocyclocheilus anshuiensis, 1087 nucleotides. Its product is annotated as G1/S-specific cyclin-D2-like. Gene Ontology annotation, biological process: mitotic cell cycle phase transition. The record is from RefSeq and is a predicted model, not a curated record. Gene Ontology annotation, molecular function: cyclin-dependent protein serine/threonine kinase regulator activity. NCBI's taxonomy places the organism in Eukaryota, Metazoa, Chordata, Actinopteri, Cypriniformes, Cyprinidae.
CAUGAUCCAUAAAUAUAUCAGCCAAUAUUGUAAUUCUUGUCCAUCUUGUUCGGGCUAUUGAUAACCAGGGCAAGAGGGGUGGAAAAGGCGAGGAAGACCGAGCAUGUUGCGUCUGGCCAAUAAUAAGAUCUGCUUUGUGAGGCUUGCGUCACACAGCCUUAGCCUACAUCUGCAGACCUCAAAUGUUGCAGCGAGAGGAGCAGAGCAGAGAAAGAGACUAGUGGGGAAAAGUUUUCAAACGGAGCAGGACUAACCCGGACAGCCCUGUAGACUGAUUUUGUGUGCCUGAGAAGUCCUUUCUGCUCUUUUUGACAUUUCGCAACCAUUAUAUUUGACUGUUUGUAUGCAUAUUUGAGAUCGAAAAGGACUAACAAUCAUGGAACUGCUUUGUCUCGAGAUGGACACCAUUAUAAGAGCCCUUCCUGACCCGAAUCUUCUAUAUGAUGACAGGGUACUACAGAGCUUGUUGACCAUCGAAGAGAGGUUUCUUCCCCAGUGUUCAUAUUUUAAAUGCGUUCAGAAAGAUAUUCAGCCCUUUAUGCGGAGGAUGGUGGCAACUUGGAUGUUGGAGGUCUGCGAGGAACAGAAAUGCGAGGAAGCACUGGCUAUGAACUACUUGGACCGAUUUUUAGCUGUGGUACCAACAAGAAAAUGCAACUUGCAGUUGCUUGGCACAGUGUGCAUGUUUCUUGCGUCUAAAUUGAAAGAGACGCGUCCAUUAACUGCAGAGAAGCUGUGCAUCUACACUGAUAAUUCAAUCAGACCGCAGGAACUGCUGGAAUGGGAGCUGGUUGUCCUGGGCAAAUUGAAGUGGAAUCUGGCUGCUGUCACUCCCAAUGACUUUAUUGAGCACAUUAUGAGGAAACUUCCGCUGCCUGAGGAUAAGCUGGACCUGAUCCGUAAACAUGUGCAGACUUUCAUUGCCCUUUGUGCAACAGAUUUCACUUUCGCCAUGUACCCUCCAUCCAUGAUUGCAACGGGCAGCGUGGCAGCGGCUAUCUGUGGCCUGCAGCUUAACAGCACUAACCGCUCACUGUGGGGAGACAACCUAACAGAAUUACUCGCCAAGAUCACAAACACAGAAGUU